GGUACACGGGAACCGUGUGGUCGCGGUAAAUGGUUAUGAUCAGACAGUAAUAUUUUCUCUUUCGGAUAGAAACGCGUGGACGUGUUGCUACUGCAGCUGGACGAAUUACCAGAAAUUAGUACUGUCAUGUGCAGUGUUGGAGAAUAAAUUGGCCAUCAUUCUGCCUUCAAUUUUCAUUUCUGAGCGGAGGAAAAACAAAGUAGACUCUGCGCCUGUCUCCAUUUUUUUCUACCUGACAUCUGCAUCCGGAUUUCAUUCUAACUGUCCUGGAUUCGUGCUAUAUUAGGCAUGAAAUUAGUUCUGAUUUCAUUUCUGCCUAGCUCAAAUAUGACAGGAAGUCCUGACCACAAAGUAGAUGAAGGGGACCAGAGGCACUCAGUGGUUCGUUUACAGAGCUACUUGCAUGGAGGGACCUCCAGCUUGCUGUCCACUAUCCCCACUCUCAUCGUGUUCCCUGUCUACAAGACCAUUUUCCGUCAACAAAUCCACAACACUCAAAUUCACCAGACAGUUGGACAGCUCUACAAAGAGGGACCUGUAAAGCUCUUCAGGGGCGUGGCCCCACCAUUACUGAUGAAGACUCUGACUGGAACGCUGCUGUUUGGCCUGCAGGACACCCUCCUCUGCCAACUGUCCAUGUCAUCCCACACUGUCAUCUCCCCCUCUGCCCUGCCUGCUCUGGCUGGGUUUGGUGCGGGUAUGGUAGAAGCUGUGGUGUUUACCCCCUUUGAACGCAUUCAAAAUGUGUUGCAGAAUGGCCAGAACGACCGUCAUCUACCCACCCUGAAGAGUGUCCUGGUCAAUCUGAAGGCGAAGAGGUUGGCCUUGGGGUAUUACAGAGGCUUUCUGCCCAUCACAGCCCGCAAUGCUGUAGGUAGCUGCCUCUACUUUGGGCUGAAGGGGCCCAUAAAUGAUGUCGUGGCGGGAUAUGGGCUCUCUCAGGUGGCCUCCUCCUUUGUCUCAGGGACACUGACCUCCAUGGCAAUCAGCUUGGCUCUGUAUCCACUCUCUGUGUUAGUGGCAAACAUGCAGGCAAAGGUGGGAGGAGAGGUGGACGGGGUCAUGGCUUGUUGGAGGAUGCUGUGGAAAUCACGGAAGCAGAGCGUGGUUCUGCUAUACCGAGGAGGUUCCCUUGUUAUUUUGAGAUCAUGCAUCACAUGGGGAUUCACUACUGCUGUCUAUGACAAACAGCAGAAAGGUUCAAGCUGAAGAGUCACAGAGGAAAUACCUGCUGGAUAUCAAACUGCCCGGCCGAAAAUUGAAUUGUUUUUAAUAUUAAUAUAUUAAUCACUCUAGAAUGUUCUCUUGACAAUUUCCCCAGACCCCACCUCUCCUAUUCAUGCAGGUGCUUCAACCAGUCAGCAGUAAUCCAAAAGAUCCAUCAUCUAAUUCAAGCCAAGAAACACUGUCAAUUUUGAGUUUCUGUGUGCACAAGUAAGGUGAAAGCACCACCAUCAGGACCGUGAGCCCUGGUCUCUCAGGUGGUGGGCAAGUUAACUAUGACCUAAAGUUGUUUGUGUACUAGAAAUAUAAAUAUGGUGCUACAGAAUCACAGUUGCCUUGUAUUUUCAUUAUUUUAAAGAGAAACUUCACAUGUAACUCUGUUUACUCUGUUCACAUGUAAGUCUGUUUACCUGUCAUGGGAAGUACUUUUGAGGAGCCUUUUCUUUCAUCAUUUUCUCAGGCAUUUCUGCUCAUAUUGACAUAGUAUAAAAUAGAAAUGACAGAGAAUUAAAGGAAAGAGAAAGGGGAUGACACCCAACAUCCCUAGCCUGGAGUUUCCUGUCAGGUGAUGCUGUCAUUUAUUAUCUCAACUUAGGCUUGAAGACCACAAUUUUAUGACAGAAAACCUGCAUUCCAAAUUGUGGGCAAGGCUCUUGCUGAUUAUUUACCAGAUAAGGUCUAAAAAAUUGGUUGGGAGAAGUAGGAUCCAUCCUUUUUAGGGCUGGCACCAUACAAGGGACUAAAGGUCAUGGUAUUAUUGUAACUUGAAAGUGAAAUAAUGUGACUUCCCCUUUAGGUACAUGAAGGAGAUCAAUAAGUGUUGAAGCUGUGUAUUCAAAAUGUGUCAUUUUCAGUGUCAUAAAGCUAUUACAUAUGAAUUAAAGGAGUGUAACAAAUAAGUCAUGACUCAGCAACUCAGGGAUCAGCACUGUUGACUCACAGCAAGAAAGUCCCUGGACAAGAAUCUGUCUGCCAGCUGGGGCUAUUCUGUGUGAAGUGAUUCCUAUGCCCACGUGGGUGUCCCCAGACAUGAAGGUUAGGUUGACUGGAUAGCACUGUGACACUGCCUCUUACAGAGUGUGGGGCACACUCCUUCCACUCUGCAAACACAGAGCAAACCAAUGAAUGAAUAAUUAUAAAUGUUUUAUUAUUUACACUAUCUGUGAACAUAUCUCAGUUUGACUGUGAAACAAAAAUGUCCACUGCCUCUCUGUAAUCUCAUCAUUUGUGUUUUUUAAUUUUUUGCAAAGUGCAUUAAUAAACUAAUGCUAUGCAUCAUGCA
Toxotes jaculatrix (banded archerfish) is the source of this 2506-nucleotide messenger RNA. Its product is annotated as solute carrier family 25 member 53-like. The transcript is spliced from 2 exons. The record is from RefSeq and is a predicted model, not a curated record. NCBI's taxonomy places the organism in Eukaryota, Metazoa, Chordata, Actinopteri, Toxotidae. Bases 289 to 1209 code for a protein of 306 amino acids.